This is a messenger RNA of Lycium barbarum (goji berry), 1948 nucleotides long. Its product is annotated as E3 ubiquitin-protein ligase CCNB1IP1 homolog. Gene Ontology annotation, biological process: chiasma assembly. The transcript has 10 exons. NCBI's taxonomy places the organism in Eukaryota, Viridiplantae, Streptophyta, Magnoliopsida, Solanales, Solanaceae. The record is from RefSeq and is a predicted model, not a curated record. The coding region runs from base 386 to 1306 and encodes 306 amino acids.
AAAAAAUGUCCCGAUGGUUAUUUACACUUUACACAGCGCGGUUCGGUUCGGGUCAAGGAAACCGUUAUAAAUAAGAAAGUUGCCGCCAUUUCAAAAAUACAAAUAGAUGAUGGAGAGAGAAGCUUCAAUCUGAAAUACACAUUACAGCUCACAUUUCACUAUCAAUUAUCCAGUGGAGAUUUCAAAAUCGUGGAUGUUAUUUUGAAGUUGUACAGAUCUAUGUAGUUAGUUUUGGAGUCUCGCUAUUUGGAAUUGAAUUUCAAUCGCUUCGAAUCGUUGCUUCGUGUUAUCUGAUUUUCAGCCAUUUCCUUCGCCUGAGUAUUUCAAAGUUUCGGAUCAGAACUUCUGCGAACAAGCCAUUAAUUGUGCUCGUCUGAAGGGUGAGAUGAGAUGCAAUGCUUGCUGGCGUGAACUGGAAGGACAGGCCAUCACCACCACUUGUGGCCACCUCUUCUGCCAGGACGAUGCCAGUAAGAUUCUCAGCAAUGAUGCUGCUUGUCCUAUCUGUGAUCAAGUAUUGUCUAAAAGUCUCAUGAAACCUGUGGACGUCAGUCCAAGUGAUGAAUGGACAAAUAUGGCCAUGGCCGGAAUAUCACCACAGAUAUUGAUGAAGAGUGCCUACAGAAGUGUGACUUUCUACAUAGGGCAAAAGGAAUUGGAAAUGCAAUUCAAGAUGAACAGGAUAGUAGCUCAAUGUCGUCAGAAAUGUGGGAUGAUGCAAGAAAAAUUCUCUGAAAAGUUGGAGCAAGUGCAUACUGCAUACCAGAAAAUGGGUAAAAGGUGCCAAAUGAUGGAACAAGAGAUUGAGAGCUUAUCUAAAGACAAGCAGGAACUCCAAGAAAAAUUUGCUGAGAAAUCCAGGCAAAAAAGAAAACUUGAUGAAAUGUAUGAUCAGUUGAGAGAUGAAUAUGAAUCAGUAAAGCGCUCAGCCAUUCAGCCAAAAAAAUUCUUUUCAAGAACAGAGCCAGAUUUGUUUGCGAAUAAUGCUAAUAUGAUGGACAACAGAGUUCACAUGGGAAAAGAUUGGUCGGUUCGCACUCCUGAAACUCCAGGGCCAAGAGAGGACAUUUGGCCUCCACCAAGACAGAACGGUUCUAACUCUGGCCCUUUCGAUAUCUCUAGUGGCUCCCCUGCAAGACAAUCAGCAAUACCAGUAGAUGCUGGAAACAGAAGGACAGGUGCAAGUUCUAUGCUUGGUGUUGGAACUGGAGCAGGCAACCCCACAAAGACCCUUAGGAAUCUCAUCUUUUCGCCGAUUAAACGACCUCAAGUCUCCCGCAAUCAGCCGCAGAUGUUCGCGUUGUAAGUGGGCAGAUAUUUCAGUUUCAAUAGUGUGGAGAAAUAUAUACUUGAGAUACAACGGCGGAUCAGGUUUCCUGACGUUUUCACUGUGAAUAUUUUAUGCAAUAAAGUGCCAGAUAUUGACAUGCUUGCUGACUUCGCUUAGUGGCAAAGUAAAGCUAAGAUGAUGUGAUGUGAUAUGAGUUACAAUAUAAUAGUUGCAACUUCUCUUACACUGUUAAGUGUAGGAUUCUAAUGCCACUAGAAGUCUUAACUUCUUCAAUAUUCCUUUCUCCUCCCCACUUUUUAAGGGCUAUCCUCAAUCGAAAAGAAUUGGAAAAGAAAAAAGAGGCAAGUGCUAACUAUAGAAUUACAUCCAUUUCUAAUGGAUGCAAGCUUACUAAAAUUAAAAGUAAAAUUACUGUUUACUGCAGUCACAUAGUUAUAUGCUUUACCAGUUCUGAUUUCUAAAGCAGCUAUCACCUCUAUUGAGCUUUACCUCCACACUACCAGUCCCAAAGUACUUCCAAGUUCCCAGUGAAAUUUCUCAAAAAGUACUUCAGAGUAUUGUUACUUUUUUUUUCUUUCUAAAUGUAGUAUGUAAGGGCUGUUUAGAACCUACAUAUGAUCUUCUGAAAUACUUCUAAAUUCAAGUCAUGUUCAUUUU